This is a messenger RNA of Mus pahari (shrew mouse), 6797 nucleotides long. It is a transcript of the gene Senp1, whose product is annotated as SUMO specific peptidase 1. Gene Ontology annotation, molecular function: deSUMOylase activity. Gene Ontology annotation, biological process: protein desumoylation. NCBI's taxonomy places the organism in Eukaryota, Metazoa, Chordata, Mammalia, Rodentia, Muridae. Gene Ontology annotation, cellular component: nucleus. The record is from RefSeq and is a predicted model, not a curated record. The transcript has 19 exons. The coding region runs from base 651 to 2651 and encodes 666 amino acids.
GAUGGAGGGAGACCGGGCCGGGAGGCUGUGUCAGGCUGGGCCCGCGGGCCUCGGCGGGGCCGAGCGGAAGGGAGGACGGCGGUGGGGACCGUGCCCUGUCUUCCGCCCCGCCCCUCGGGACCACCUCCAUUCCCCCCUGCUGCCCGGCGGCGGCUGCCUGGCCCCGGUCUGGUAGGCGGGCUCACGGAGGCCGCCCUUUCAGCUCUCCGGUCUCCCGACCCGCGGAGAGGCCGUCUCCCCGCGGUCACAGAGGGGCCACCUCUGCACCCCACUCUACUUUUCCAAAGAGAGAAGGCCGGCUGGGAUCCCGGGAGUUUCCCGCCAGCGCAGGGUCCCCGGGAGGAAGAGCUCUUCUCAACGAGGAAGUUGAGCUGUCGCUCCCACCGGCUUCACCGCUCUUCUUCCUUGAAACCCGUGUGCUACUUCUCGCCUACCGGGUCUCACGUAAAACAAUUCUCCAACUCUUUUUUUUUACCCUGUGAUAUUUCCCUGGGAUGUGAUCUUGCUAGAGCCACCGCCAGAGAGAAACGUCUGGACCCUUCUGCACAGGUUAUGAAAGCCCGCCCCCUUAACUGCCGCCGUCCUUACCUGGCUCAUCGCCUCUUGGAUUCUGUGUCUUUACUAAAGCCAGUGAUGUGAAGAGACCUGAAAUGGAUGACACAGCUGACGGGGUGAAGAUGGACGCUGGGGAGGUGACCUUAAUGAACCACAGCUCCACCUUCAGAACCCACCUCCUGUCACAAUCAGGCUUUCCGGAGGAGCAGCUUUUGCUUUCUGACCAGCAGAACCUGCCUUUCAGGCCGGGGACUUUAGACGGAGCUUUCAGGUGUUCUGCAAGAAGUGCAGCCUGUCGUCCAGAUUAUCACUCAGAUAACCCUUCCUCAGACAGUUUCCUUGGCUCAGGUGACAUAAGAACCUUUGGUCAAAGUGCAAAUGGACAAUGGAGAAAUUCCACUCCAGCGUCAGGUUCAACGUUACAAAAACCAAGAAAUAGCCGAAGUCUUUACCUCGAAACCCGGAAGACCUCAAGUGGAUUGUCAAACACCUUUGUGGGCAAGUCCAGUCACCACUGCCACAUGUCUGCGUAUGAAAAGUCAUUUCCCAUUAAGCCUGCCCCAAGUCCAUCCUGGAGUGGGUCAUGUCGUCGGAGUCUUUUAAGCCCUAAGAAAACUCAGAGGAGGCAUUUCAGCACAGCAGAAGAGACAGUUCAAGAAGAAGAGAAGGAGAUCUACAGACAGCUGCUGCAGAUGGUCACAGGGAAGCAGUUCUGUGUAGCCAAGCCCACCACACAUUUUCCCUUACACCUGUCUCGGUGUCUUAAUUCCAAUAAGAACUCUUUGAAAGACUCGCUGUUGAGAAACGGAAACUCUUGUGCAUCUCAUUUCAUUGGUUCUGAUACGUCAUCCUCUGGAUCUGCCAGCAUUUUAACUGCACAGGAGCAGUUGCCCCACAGUGCACAUUCCCUGUCAUCUGGUACCCCAGAUGUUGCCUUUGGAUCCCAAAACUCUGAUCCUCCCCGUCACCUCGCUGCACCUCAUCAGCCAAAUAGCUUACCAGCAUCAAGUACACAGUCCGAAGGGUCAGACUCUGUGAUUUUACUUAAAGUGAAAGAAUCUCAGACUCCAGCUUCCAGAUACCUCAGUCCAUUGAAGAGACGUUAUUGCCCCUACAUUAUUCCUUAUUCAGCAGUCAUGGAUCUGCUCUCUAGCAGUCCUACGUUCUUCCAGGCAGAGCUAUGGAUCAAAGAAUUAACUAGUGUUUAUGAUUCUCGAGCUCGGGAAAGAUUGCGCCGGAUUGAAGAACAGAAAGCCUUAGCACUACAGCUUCAAAACCAGAGAUUGCAGGAGCAGGAACAUGCAGUACUUGAUUCCAUAGAACUUCACCUUCGUGUACCUCUUGAAAAGGAGAUUCCUGUCACAGCUGCCCAAGAAACCAGGAAAAAAAGUCACCAACUGACUGAUAGUGAAGACGAAUUUCCUGAAAUUACAGAGGAAAUGGAAAAAGAAAUAAAGAAUGUAUUUCGUAACGGUAACCAGGAUGAAGUCCUCAGUGAGGCAUUCCGCUUGACCAUUACACGCAAAGACAUUCAGACUCUAAACCAUCUAAACUGGCUCAAUGAUGAGAUCAUCAAUUUCUACAUGAAUAUGCUAAUGGAACGCAGUAAAGAGAAGGGAUUUCCAAGUGUACAUGCGUUUAAUACCUUCUUCUUCACUAAGCUAAAAACAGCUGGUUAUCAGGCAGUGAAACGUUGGACAAAGAAAGUGGAUGUGUUUUCCGUUGACAUUCUUCUGGUGCCCAUUCACUUGGGUGUGCACUGGUGUCUAGCUGUUGUAGACUUUAGAAAGAAGAGCAUCACCUACUAUGAUUCUAUGGGUGGAAUAAACAAUGAGGCCUGCAGGAUCCUCUUGCAAUACCUAAAACAAGAAAGUGUUGACAAGAAAAGGAAAGAGUUUGACACCAACGGCUGGCAGCUCUUCAGCAAGAAGAGCCAGGAAAUCCCACAGCAGAUGAAUGGAAGUGACUGUGGAAUGUUUGCUUGCAAAUAUGCUGACUGCAUUACCAAAGACAGACCAAUCAACUUCACACAGCAACACAUGCCAUAUUUCCGGAAGCGAAUGGUCUGGGAGAUCCUCCACCGGAAGCUCUUGUGAAGACCUGUCUCAGUGAGCAGACACUGAGCGUUUGGGGGACCAGCCUUUGCCAUCAACAGCCAGAGACCGUGGAAAGAGCUGCUCCUAACCCCCUGUUCCUGUACAGCCCUUGAUCCUGGACCAGACCAGGCAAGAUGCAUUCACAAGCACAUCUGCCUUCCCUUUUGUAGCUCAGAUACUAUUUUUGCAAAGAAACUUUGGUGCUGUGAAAGGGGUGAGGGACAUCCCUCCUGAAGAGAGACUGCUUUUCACUUCAGUUCUGCCGUCUUGUUUUCCAAGGGCUCCAGCUCACUGAGUCCCUCAUUAGGAGCCCAAGGAAGUCUCGGGAAGAAUCUCGGUUUCCUAUAAGUCCUUGUUGCUAGGCCUUACCGAGAAGCAGGAAAGGGCAUGGGCAGCAGGUAGGGAUAAAACCACCAGCAUGUAGGCAUACACACAUCCCCAAGCCGCAGAGUCGGGAAUGGAACUGCUUAAGUCCCCUCCUCCAGAACCUUCCUGUUUAUGUGCCCUCCAUGAAGCCGACUGCUUCUCCUCAAAGCUGUUUCUUCACUGGUAGAGUCAUCCCAUCCUGAGCACACUGCACAAGCCCCAGCAGACCCUAAAGUCUCGAGCAGUCCGUUCCUUACAAGCAGGGUUGCAUGUGCGAACACGCACGUGCUGUGGGAGGGCCCACCCAGAAGUAUUGAGUGCAGCAGCGAGGCCCCAGCUUCACUGCUGCCUGCUUCUGACCAAGAAGAAGGACCUCGGCGGUUAGCAUCACGUACCAGAAUUGGAUGAAUACAGGUCUAGGUGGUCUGUGGCUAGUUAAUUUAAAUAUGUUUCUAGCCACAGAGAAUUUUAUAUACAUAUAUACCUAUAUGUGUGUAUACAUACAUACAUAUUUAUAUAUACACACAUACAAUGUGAAAUAUAUAUUUCACAGGGAUAUGCUUUUAAAAGUAAAAAAAAAAAAAAAAAAAAAAGACUGAAUGUGUUUACCAUUUAGUCUGUAGGUUUAUUUUCAUCUUUCAAAUUCCAGCACACAGUGAUCCCAGCAAGCCCUGUGUAUCGGGCCUUUUUAGAUUUCCUAAGAGUAUUUUCAGAUCUGGAUGAAUCUGGUUUAGGAGUAAAGGUUAUUAAGGUAAAUGACGCUGUCAGCUAAAGACUGGGUGAAUUAGACAGAUAAACUUGAGGUUUUUAAACUGCUCUUUCUUGUUGUUUGUAGCACCUCUCCCACUGCCCCUCGCAGAGCUCCUGAGGUGAGAUAGUGAGGGGACACAGUGCCAGUGUCGUUUUGUACUUAAGUUCCACAACAGGGACGUUUUUCUACUUGUGUAUGGUGGCCGGUCGUUUUCUAUGCAGUCUUCUCCCCGCUUUCCCUGUGCCCAGCCCUUCCAGCACUGUGCUCUCUCUCCUUGGGCUUAUUUGGAAAUUUUACUCUGUUUUAUACCAAUCUUGUUUAGUACAUUUUUCUAUGUUUUACCACAAGUUACAAUUUGAAAACAACAACUAUUUUUUUUACUCCUCCAUUGUUAAAUGAAUGUUCCCGUCUCCACUCCAGCAGCCUGUGACCCUCUUGCCUCCCCCCCUGCAUGUUGGGGGACGAGGGCCUGCUGUACAUGUGUGUCUCCUUCUCUCGCUGCUUCUCCUGCCUCCCUCUUCCUCCUCUCUCUUUCUCUUGAUUUUCCAUAGGAAAUAAAUAGCUUUCUAUAUAUGAGUUGCCGGGCCCUUUCACAUUCUCUUUUAGAAAACUGGCGUGCGGACUCAGCAGAGGACUCAAGGAUGUUGUCUGCUUCUUGGUCCUUACUGGAUUUAAGUGACAGCUUACACGGUGGCAGUGUGACUACUUAGUCUAAAGGCAUGCCGCUCAGGCUUUUCUCACUGUUGUCUGGGGCUCAUCACAGGAUGCUUUUGUGUGUUUAUUGUUUGUUCCUUUAGACAAUAUCUAUUUUAUCUUCCUCAGAGACUUUUUGUAUGGACCAAAGCAACAAAUAUUUAUUGCCAUGAGUAGAAGAAUAUGAGACAUGCAACAAAAGCACUUUGUAAAAUAUGUAGAAUUGUUGAGCCAGUCUGAAGUUGACUCCCUUCUCCAAUGCAGUUUACAUGUACCAGGUAAAAGCUAGUGAUCCUAAGACCACUGCCUACCCCAGGAGCAAGAGGGAUAAGUCAGACUGUCAUGGGAUGGCUUAAUGGGAACCAAGUACAGACUUGUAUAGUAGAUGGUUCUUAGAGCCAGCCAACAGGAGCAGGACAAGUAUUGGAAACUUCAGUUCAAGAGUGAACUUUGAUGACCAAGACUGAAGCUGUUUGUGUAUUUCAUGGCCAAGGGUAUGCUACCAGUAUCUUGUUUAACCUGAUUUAAACAGACUGUGCCUGUUUUCCAUCUCUCUCCCCCCGUGUUCCAUGCUGAUAACCAUCUCCUCCCCUAUGAAAGGAAUACGUGAAGGAUGAUAACACGGCAGUUACAGACUCUUCAACAAAACCCACAGUCCUCCAGCAGUCAUCCCUGGAGUGUACCCGAGAAAAGGAGACUAACGUGUGCUGAUGUAUGGAAGCUGGCUACAGCCGCUUGAUCACUUGAGACCCACUGUGACUCCCAGGGGUCCUGUGUAGGGUUCAGUGUGAAUACUUGCGCAUAGACAGCCUAGAAACUCGCUGUUAGUUCCCUCUUCUGUGUGUGAGGAGUAUGUCCUCCUCUUCUUUACACUGCCCUCAGCACUGCUUUAGCAUUUAGUGGUUCAAGGGGACAGCAGAUCACCACCACCUGGCUUUUACACCCAUGGUACGAUCAGUCGUUGCUGGAUGGAGAGAGGGGGGAUCCAUUAAAGAGCUGCUUUUUUAAAUCUUAACCUUUGAUCUUUCUGUGUCAUCCUGCAAGCUCUGAAAGAAGGUCAGAGUAAAAAACAGCGAACAUUGUGUAGUUUGGUUCUGUCUUCCCUUGCUCUACCCUCAUGCCCGAUGCCAGGUGGAGUGAGGUGCUCUGCACUAAUGUUGAAGGUCAGUGUCAGCUCCGCCUUGGUCGUAGCAUUAAGGCUGCACGAGCCUUGCUAAAUGUAGCAUGCCUAGAUGUGCGCUGGCCUUCUGUCUGAGCCGAGGGAUGGCUGAUGAUGAUGUGAUGAUGCUAGGAACUGCCUUCUCCUUGACAGAGCCAGUUGCUAGGAAGGGCAAAUGUGGAAGAAUGGUCACCAAGAGCACAGGCUCCAUUCUGCUCAGGCAUUCAGUCUUGUCCCUGUCAAAGUACCCACUCAGUGUGUGUGCACCCAGGGCUGAUUAAAGCUCUCCCUGGUCAUACUACCUUAAAAUCUCUUGUCUGGGCUUCUGUAGUCCUGAUGACGGAAUGGCCUAACUUCUCCCUGUUUGCCUUGUCAUCUGCCUUUCUCAUAGGGAGGCACAGCAUGGAGAUGCCCAGGCCAGGAGGCUGGGUUGGUGCUCUUUUUCUAGCCAAGCUUGCAGGCGUCUGUAUUCUCGUCUGAAAAGAACAAGGCAGGGCCCGUUCUCUGAAACUUUCUUAAGAAGAAUAGUGUUGUGAGGGUGUGAGGAGAAUUGGUUAUUUGUCAUAACUUCCAAACACUGUAGGCUCAGAGCAGCCGUUCUGACCUCAAACGGGGCUCUUUAACAGAAGCACCGUCCUCAUCAGUUGGGCAUGUUGCCAUUUGGGGCUCUCGGGCUACACCCCAAGAGGCUUAUCAGAACAUCUUUUUAACCCUUUAGGUAGGUUCCUCCUCCGUCCUUUUUAUUGACAGGGAUAUCCCUUGCACAUUCAGAUGAUGGGUUCCUUUCUCUUUGUCUUAUCUUGUAAAGGCACUGCCUCACCUGUAACUCACAGGGAAUCCUCUGUCUGAAGACUUCAUAAGUGUGAGGCCAAGCCCUGGACUUGGGAGCCCUGGGGGGUGAGAAAGGUGGGUUAACAAAGGAAGUAAAAGCCACCUGUCCUCAGGGUCUUACAGUCUGUAAGUUUAUAGUUUGCUUGAUUUGGAAGGCUAAGCAAACACAGAUACACCUUGUCAAGAAAGAAUACAGGCUCAUUAGCACAUAGUUGAGAAUGAAGCUGGAGUUGAGGAAAGGACUGAGGUGUGAUGUGUCAGGGAUGAUGUCCCCUUUAUCUGUAUAUGUGACUCCCUAGGUUUUUAAAAAUUGAUUUAUUUAAAAUAAAUUCUGUGGAUUUUGCUU